Frankliniella occidentalis (western flower thrips) is the source of this 747-nucleotide messenger RNA. RefSeq names its product protein takeout-like. The record is from RefSeq and is a predicted model, not a curated record. The transcript has 4 exons. Bases 121 to 732 code for a protein of 203 amino acids. Lineage: Eukaryota; Metazoa; Arthropoda; Insecta; Thysanoptera; Thripidae.
UGCUAACUGGAUAUCGUUCAAGGCCCCCUCGAGCAUACCCGUACCGCGCUCUUUUUAGCCUCGGCGUGGGGGACGUGCAGCCGCUCCAGCCCACAGCUCAACCAGUGCCUGCAGGGUGCGAUGCAGCGCGCCAUCGCGGACCUGAGCGGAGGCAACGCGCAGCUGGGGACGCGCCCGCUGGACCCGCUCAAGGUGCAGAGCGUGCACCUGUCGCAGGGCGAGGGCCCGUUCGUCCUGGAGAUGACCUUCCACGACGCGGAGGUGGAUGGUCUGCGUGGCACCGUCGUGCAGGACGUGAGGGCGGACCUGGCGCGGGGGGAGAUUGUCGCCGACCUUCGCACUGACAGCCUGCAGCUGCGCGGUCCGUACGACGUGAGGGGGAGAAUCAUCCUCAUCCCCGUCAACGGCAAUGGCAUGGGCAUCGUCAGAAUGGACAAUCCUUCUAUGAAGAUGACUAUGCGCGGCCAUCAAGUGGUGGGUGAUGACCAGAGAAAUCGUUUCGUCGUCGACUCCGUCGACUUUGACAUGGUUCCUGAAAAGACUCACUUCAAGUUCAUCAACGAAGCAAAAGCCACGCAAGUGGAAAUCCUAACCCGAGUUGUGAACGAUAACGACAAAGCCAUCAUGGAAGCGCUCAGGCCAUCGAUCUCAGCUACGUUCGCUGAAGAGAUCAAGGGUUACGCCGAAACAAUUUUCAAACAAGUGGCGUUCGAUGAUAUGUUCGGCCCAUAAGCCGGAAAUGACGAA